This is a messenger RNA of Mya arenaria, 4412 nucleotides long. Its product is annotated as protocadherin alpha-1-like. The record is from RefSeq and is a predicted model, not a curated record. Gene Ontology annotation, molecular function: calcium ion binding. NCBI's taxonomy places the organism in Eukaryota, Metazoa, Mollusca, Bivalvia, Myida, Myidae. The transcript has 6 exons. Gene Ontology annotation, biological process: homophilic cell-cell adhesion. Bases 192 to 3608 code for a protein of 1138 amino acids. Gene Ontology annotation, cellular component: plasma membrane.
ACGGAUGAGAUAUCAUUUUAUUUCGGUUAACAGUGAAAUAAAACACAUACACUGAUUCUUGUUAUCGAAGAAGCUUGACAUUAUCUUUAACAUUUACAUAGUGCGUCAUCUUUGGGAGGUACUGCAAUGAAAUGGAUUACCAAUUGUACAUUACGUUAUUAUGAGAAAUACCUCAUCGACUUUCGAGCAAAAUGAAGCGUCCCGCUGUUUCUGUCGUCUGCUGUUUGGCAGUUGUCGUCUUCCUGUUGAUGACGUUUGCAAUAUGUGCUGAUGAAGUCACAUACAGCAUCAUAGAAAACAGAACACCCGGAUAUUACAUUGGAAACAUAGCCCAGGACAGUGACGUCACCCAAAAUGUUUCAGAAAGUGUUACGUAUAGGUUUUACGAGGACAACCAAUUCACAAAAUACUUUGUGAUUGAUAAUACAAAUGGAAAUUUAAACACUUCGGCAACAGUCGUCGACCAUGAAGAAUUGUGUUCGUUUCCAAACUGUCAAAUGACGUUUGAGGUGUCCGUCAUUGGUAAACUAUUCUUUGACAUUGUCGAUGUUACGGUUAAUAUUCUUGACGAAAAUGACAACGCUCCUAUCUUUACCAAUGCGAAGGAUGUUAUUAAUAUCUCAGAAGAUGCUGAAGUCAGCCUUGUGUAUGACAUUGCCACGGCAUCAGACGCUGACAUGCUAGAGAAUAAUACGAUUCGAGGAUACACGCUCGUGCCUAGCUCGGACAAGUUUUCGCUGGUUGGCGUCAAAAACUCGAAUGAUUUCGUUUUAAAACUAAAGCUGGAAACUUAUUUGGAUAGAGAGACGCAAGACAAUUACAAUCUGGAGCUUUUGGUGUUUGACAGCGGAAAACCAAGUGCAAUGACAUCUACACAUUCGUUUGUUGUCAAUGUUUCCGACUUUAAUGACAACCCUCCGAUGUUCGACUCCAAGGAAUAUAAAGUGACUGUAAAUGAAACAAUUAUUCCAAACACUGUCAUACUGACUGUUUCUGCGACGGAUAAAGAUAGCGGUGAUAAUGGCAGAGUUUCCUACCACAUAAAACGGCAGUCCAACGUGGAUACGAUCGAACGCUUUUUCAAAGUUAAUGAAGAUACAGGAAAUAUUUCUGUGAUUUCGGAAUUAAGACACGAAUCUGCUGAAAUGUAUGAAUUUAUCGUUGAAGCAAUGGACAACGGCAUCUCACCUCUAACUAAUGAAACGACAGUAAAGGUCAGUGUAAAUGAUGUAGAAAACAACGCUCCAGCCAUUGUUAUUAAGUUGUUCAAACCCGGAAAUAUAGACUACGUUGAUGUUGAAGAAAACCAGCCGACUGGGUUCUUUAUCGCUCACGUGGAUGUUACAGACAAUGACAAGGGAGACAGUGGUAAAUAUUCAUGCAAUAUAACCAACUCUGUGUUUCGGUUAGAAACCUUCCAGAACCGUGGAUUUAAAGUAAUAGCAUCUGGGCAGCUAGACAGGGAGACUGUCGCCAUGCACAAUGUGACUGUGUUGUGCCACGACUAUGGUAUACCUCCGAAAUACUCGUCCAAAACAUUCUUCGUUCGUGUGACUGAUGUCAAUGACAAUGAUCCUGAGUUUUAUAAACCGGUGUACCUGGUGUCAAAGAAUGAGAACAUGAAAGGCGAGGUUGUCACUCGUGUCAGUGCAAGAGACUUUGAUGCUGGAAAUAAUGGAACUGUUGAGUAUCUUUUAGAAAAUCCAAAUGGUGACUUUUCAAUCGAUAACUCAACAGGAGUGGUCAAGAUGGAAACUGAUUUGGACAGAGAGGAGAUGGAUAUCCGGGUGUUCCGUGUGCUGGCAGUGGACAAAGGACAAGCACGGCGGACUGGAACCGCCACCGUGUCCUUGACCUUGAUAGACGUGAAUGACAACGCGCCGGUAAUUGUUCCUACGAGACCAGAGUUCAAGAUUGCCGAAAACCUUGUUGCCAACACAAGUGUAGGACUAAUACAUGCGGAGGACAGGGACAUUGGUGACAAUGCUAAAUAUGACUUUUCGUUUGCCCCAUUACAAACUGCGCUGCCUUUUGAUAUAUUGCCAAAUGGUGAAAUUAGAACUAAACAGACGCUUGACCGCGAGCAACAUUCUCGGUACGAUAUUCCUGUCAAGGUGACCGAUCAUGGUAACCCGGCACUGAGCAGUACACAGUCUGUUACCAUUUUUGUCACAGAUGAAAAUGACAACGCACCAAUAGUCUCAUUUCCCAAUGACAGUAACAAUACGGUCCAGUUUCUGUACCAGAUGGGCGGCUACAAUGUUGUCACGACCAUCUCUGCCCAUGACACAGAUGCUGGUGCUAAUGGGACGCUAGUGUUCUCUAUUAUUGGCGGAAAUGACGAAAACAUAUUCGAAAUUGACCCCGAUCUAGGCGAACUUUCUAUUAUCAACUACAUUGACAUUAAGGAAGACCAAACCGUCACUCUUACAAUUGAAGUAAAAGACAGAGGUACAAGUCCAAAAUCUAUCCGUGUAAAUCUUAUUGUGGAACUCAUUUACACCAACGGUACAGGCGCUAAAGCAAUACAAGGGGACUCAAACAAUAAAUAUAUUAUAAUAUCUGUUGUGGUAAUAAUAACGACUAUCGCCGUUGCCGUGGCAAUCAUUGUCGUGAUACUUUUCCUUCGUAACGCGGACCGCCGGAAGCACCACGAGGAUCUUGGCGCGAGGUAUUCCGAUUCUGGCAUUUCCUCUGGCUCCGAUUCUCAUCCUCCGGACGCAGAAGUGUCGGGGAAGGAGGAGGGACCAGGCGGCAGGAAGAAGAAGGAAGUUAGCUUUUCUCUGCAGUUCUCGCUGGACGGGAUUGGCGGCGGGAAAAACGAGGAAUCAAACACCGAAGAAUAUGAUAAAGCGCGAUACUACGACGGGCCUCCGUCCAGUGUCCCCCCGCACGGGCCUCCGAUGUACAGCGUGCAGAACCAGGAGAAAAUCGACUCCCACAUGAAGGCUCUAAAACUACAGCAGUACCUCUGGGAGGCCAAGACAAGGGUGUGGGAAAAUACGCAAGAGGUGCGACAGCUUCCUCUUGGUGACAGCGAGAGCGAGACGUCCCGUGACACGGUCACGUGCGACAGUGGGCGGGGUGGCAGCGAGGAGGAUGUCUCCACCGCCUCACCGGUCAAUGAGGACAAAAGUGUGUUCGGAAGUCUGGAUUCGAGAAGUCAGCGACACGUGACGUUUCUGCCUCAACCCUAUUACCAUAGUAACCUGUCGACUUCCUCGGUCCGGGAGAGCACGCCCAUCCAUCAAGCCCCGGGCUCUCACAGACCUCAUCAAGUUCAGGGGUCUCACAGACCGCAGUCUUAUAAAUACUCAAAGCCAGAACAACAACUACACAAUAAACUUGCCAUAAAGAACUUCACAAAUCCGACAUAUAGUGCUCAAAAUAGUUACCCUAAUCAAAUGCCUAUGCCACAUUUGGAACUUUGGAGAGACGGGUAUUACCAGGGUGGCAUGCCAGCGCGCCCGCGUCAUGACAGUGGUAGUUCCUUCCGGUCUAACGAAGACGACGGAGGUUCGACCACGACUUCCGGUAGCUACACACUCGAACAGAACGAUAUUGACGUCAUGGACUUGUACGGUCACCAUGGCGACCUGGUGGUGUGAGAAUCACCGGAUAUGACGAUAUUUUAAACUGUGAUAUUUAAGGUGAAGACUCGUGCAAUGAUUGUUUUAAAUAUACUUCACAAAUAAAUUAUGUUCAGACCAGAUACUGCUUCUGCAAUUGUUGAAACAAAUUCUGCAGGAUCUUAAAUGAACCACUAUGACGGUCUUCCAGUUUCCCGGGAUGUGUGGCCCUGAUUCCGGCUUUUGUAUGUACCAAAGAAGUUUGAAUGGAGACGAACCACUUUGACGAACAAAGGCCAGCUUCGCUUUUGCUCUAAUUGAGACGCCAAUUUUGAUGUGCUAUUAAAAUGUUGAUUGUUUUUGCUUUUACAUCCAUGUAUUAACUGUGUGCGUAUUCAAUAAUUGUUCGUAUUAAUUACCCAUCAAUGUGUAUGGUAUUAUAUCAGAUAGGACAUGAUGAUAACAAAGUUCACUUUUAAUGAGUUCAUUAGAAAAACGACUACCGUGGACAAAAUCAAUCAAUGUAUACUCGUUUUCAAAUGUGACACAAUUAUUUUGGACACAAAACAUUCAUGACUAUAAAAUAGUUUCAACAUGUUUGAAUCAACGAAAUUACAAGUCACAUCUAUUUUCCUCGUUUCCAUCGAUCAUUUGCUCGUUGCAAACAGAUUUGACAUACUUUACUAUGAUUAACAUUUGUAAAAUGUUGUUAUCAUUUCAUUGUUAUUAUGUGUUAUGUUUCUUAUUAACCUGCUUAGACCUUUUUCUAUCAAUCAUUGACUAAGCAGCUGUCUAGAUCUCAAUAUGACUGUAAAAAAAACAUGAAUAUAUUGUGAAAACUAC